CCUUUUGUGUAUAUGCUGAGGGGAAAAGAGAGGAACGCGAAUGCGCGUGUCUGUCUUUCGCCCUCCCUCCCAGCCGGCGCGCGAUUGGCCCGGCUUUCAAUUGGGGGAAUUCGGAGCGCCGCUGCGUGACGCGCGCGCGCGCGCGCCCGCUUUCUCUCCCGCUUCCCUCCCCGCCCCCUAACAACCCACUUCUCUCUCUCUCUGUGUUUCUCUCUCUGUCUCUCCCCCUCGGCGCGUGAGGCGGGCGACCCUGCACAGCCCAGAGCAGAAGCCCGACCCCAACCCCGGGGGCUGGAGGCAGGUCGCCAGGCAGCCCAACAGACCGACCAGGAACGGUGAGUGACCGACUGACUGGCAGACAAGCCUGGGCAGGUUUCCUCGGAAGCCAGUCCCGUUGUGCCCACCGGGGGUUGGGCUGGGGGGCUUCCCCCUCUCGGCAGCCUGAGGGGCUCCCCUGGCCCCGGGGGUGGUUCUUGCAUAGCAGCCGAGUUUCCCGCUUGUGGGUCGGUGGGUAGGGUUUUCCAAAAGAAAAGAGGUGUGCAGGGCUGAGGAGGGAAGGCAAGUCGUUUUUUCAUUGGGACUUUUUGGGGGGGGGGGAGGGAUGAGAGGAGUUUCUUUUCUUCGCCUUUGUUUCUUCACUUCCCCACUCCCCCCUUACACCCUCCCCUCCCUCUCCAAAGAAUUCAGACCCUCUUGAACCCAGCCUCGAUUCUGCGUCCUGAGAAACUCUGGUGGGGAAGGGUCCCUACUCUGCAGGAAGUCGGCUUUCUUUGGAAACCGGGGGGGAGGUUGGCUUUGAAACAAAAGUAAACUCGGAUCCCAGGAUAAGCUCCCCCCCUCUCCUGGAGGAAUGUGGGUUUGCUUUAAGUCGGAAAUGAACUUGGCUUUGAGGCUGGGGGGCCAGUGGUGGGCUGCUUAAGUAUGUUUGUGUGUGAGAGAGAGGGCUGUGUUUUAGUGUUUUUCCUUUUAAAACCAGAAUACCUUGAUCUGAUGUUAGGGGGCGCGGGUGAACUUUGCUGCUAGGUCUCUGUAGUCUCUUGUUAGGUCUCAGUUCUAAUAGCAUUGAGAUAUGAAGAGGCCCACGUUUCCUGUGUGCAGGAGACAGGGGUGGUAUGGCAUCAAAACUUCUGUUUCCUUGGUAAUGACAGAGAGGCUGUGAAAAUGCAGGGUGGGUUGGAAACCUUUCGCAAUUUUGUAAAUACUCUGUGCCUGGACUCUCGUGGGAGGUGGGGGUUCCGUUCAUGCUGAAGCUUGUAUCUAAAUUCAAUUGCUUAAUUGACACCAUGACAUCUGAAGCUGUAUACAGUAUUUCCCUCCUCUAUGCAAGGAGAUCAGUGGGCCAUUCCCUCUUCCCCCAAUGCAUAUGGCCCUUCCUCAGGUAUGGCUCAUGCGUGUUGCUGGGGGGGGGGGCAAGUUGAAGAUCCUAUUUAUAUGUGGCAGCCUGAAACGGGCUCUAGAUGUUGUGCUGAAACAAUACUGGUACAGCAGUGACUGUAUGGGUUUGUGUUUGGUUGGGGACAGAUCAGUGUUGUUGGAAUCUACAGGUGUGGUGGCAGAUCUUCUUGGUCUCUUGAGUUUUUCAUCUGCCCAGCAAAUGUUUUAGAAACACUGCGAUUUUAUUUGUAGCUGUAGAGUGUUUUUGGUCAUCCAGAACCUCCAAAGGACUUACUGUAUUUAAGUAAGUAGACCUUUUCCUAGCUUUUUCCUAGAGUCUGACAGUAGAUUAAAAUAUGACAUUUUGAAGUCUCAGUUUCUCUUUGCAGCAAAAGUAUUUUUGGCUAAGUGAUGGUCAGUUUUAUGUCUAGACUAAGAUCAGAACCUGGAAAGUUAGCACCUUGCUUACAACUAAAACCAAUUUAAAUUUAUUGGACAAAGGAUAUUGGAUUGCGUCAUGUUAGCUUGUGUCUAUAGAAGCACUGCCUGGAGACUUCCUUCCUUCCUUUUGGUCUUGGUGUUUUGUGCUUAUGUAGUGCACAGCAUGGAAUCUAGGGGGUCAGCUGCUCUCGUUCCAUCCAUUCCUUUAUUAUGGUGUCUCUGGGUUGAACUUCUGCUAAUUUAAUAACUUUGAGACAAAUCCACAUUAGUGUCAUUCUGGAAUUCACUGUGGGCCUUUCUGUCUUCUCCCUUCUCAUUUUAAUAGGUUGUUGACUAUGCAGACACAGGCUACAGCCAAACUAGUUUGUCUUGAAGGCAAGUUGUGCAAGACCUCAGCAAGGGGAGCGGCAAUGCAAAGUGUUGCACAUGUUGUUGGCACUAGGCCUAAAGAUGGGUAGAAGUGUGGAUCAUAAUCCUUCUGAGAUACAUAGAGUAGCAUCAUACUCUGUGUCCACUUUGGGUUCACUUGCCUAAGAUCAAGUGCUGUGAAAAUAUGGGAUGGAUAGGUAUUGGGGGAAAGCAGUUGAGAGAUGUAGAAAAGCUAGCCAAGUGACAAAGGAGCAGCACAGGGCAGUGGGCAAGCUAGUGCGUCCAGUUAGAUUUCUGGGUGUUUGCGCACCAAAUAUUGGGUAAUAUUAGGACAUGGGUCACCAGUGCCUACAGAGACCUUGCCUUGCAUCUGUGGAGUAUUUAUUCUACUCCUCCCCCUGCUGAAUUUAUGCUUGAAAGAAGGUAGUAAAAGUUUUUUUAUGCCUAAUUGUGGCAUGGAGAUGAUAGGUUGGCGGUUACAGAUGGGGAAGAGAGAGAGAGAAAGAGAGACUUUCUGUUUUCAAAUGUGCUUAUUGGCCCUAAAGGGUUAACAACCCCUCUUUUAGGAAGACAACUUGAUUUUGCUAAAUUCAAGGAAAUGUUGCUCUAGAAUAGGGUGGUCCAGUGUGCAGCCCUUGAGGCCUUUUUUGGUGUCCCUCAGCAACAUUUGACGCCCCCCUCAGCCCUUGCACUGCCUUCACAAAGUCAGGUAAGCGAGGCCAUGCGCACAAGGCAGUGUGUGGCCCGUGGGUUCUGUUUCGAAGUACCCUUGCAGCCCACUUGUUAUGAAAAGUUGGGCAACCCUGCUCUAGAAUCCCAUCAUUCUUUUGGCUUAUAUUUUGUUUCACUCCCCACCCCCCAGAGCUUAAAACGAGCUCCUGGUUCCUUUGCUGCAGCAAGGGACAUUUUCACUGUUGAUGGCCAGUGGAAGCAUGCCUUCCUCCAGGAAAAAGGAAGCAGCUUCCAAUGAAUCCACUGCUAAAAUGGAUGUGUGGUGCUCCUUGCAAAUGGACUGCAGUUUGAACUAACACUCUGGAUUUUGAAGUGUAGUGCUGUAGUCACCCUGGCUCACCUAUCAGAUUUGGCCCACCAGCAGGAAGAGGUUCCCAACCCAUUUGUUGCACCAUAAUGGUGACUUUCAUUUUUAGUUCCUGCCAUGCUUCCUGUAAGGGGAAGAAGAUAGCAUAUGGGCAAGAAAGUGGUGAUUCAUGCAUGCUGUCUAUAGUCUGGGUAUCCCUACUGGUGGUGAAUUGUAACAGGUUUAGAUAUGCGAUUCAAUAAUGAUGUGAAAGAAGCUUGUCUAGUUUUCUGAUUUUAAGGAAGUUCUUGAGGGCAGGUGUCUAAAUUAGAGGAAUUAAUGGAUAUGCAGUUAGCCUCCCUCCCUCAAGGAAGGACUUCACAUUAAUGUAAAAUGCUUAUUUGCAAUUGAUUUAUAGCUUUGCCUUGGUCACACGUCUGUUUACACUGGUGCAGUUAGUUCUAUAUCUUUGGGAAUAUAACUUUUGUGGGGCUGCGCUGACAGGGUACUUGUUCACAAUUGGGAGUUGUAGGGGUGCCCUGAUAAGAUAUCAUUUCACAAUUGUGUAGGUGUACUCUACAAGCCAACAGUAUUCAAGGAUGCAGUCAAGUGCUACAGCAGCAUGGCUGGGGUAAGACAAAGGGCUGCAAGUUGGACUGGAGACAUGUUCAGGGAUUUAAGAAAAUCUCACAUGCCUGGCUGUUGUACACAGUAUUGGGAACUAAGAUAUAUUAGCUAAGUGCCAAAUGGUUCCUUAAACCAAGGUUACAGUCACCAAAACGGAAAGUUUAGUUGCCAUUUUUGGGCAAGAUGGCUCUAAAGUCUUAUUUUUCAAACAUUAGAGCCAUCUUGCCCAAAAAUGGCAACUGUAACAUUGGUUUAAGGAGGUAUUUGGCACCUAGCUUAUAUAUCUGAGUUUCUAACACUGGUUCUGGCAACCAUAACCUAGGUUUAAAGUGCAUUUGGCUCCUAGUUUUUGUAUCUCUGUUUCUAACACUAGCUAGGAAUUGGUAAUAUGUUUGCCGCUGAUAUUCUUGGAUCACCUACAACACCCUGAUAGUCACAGUAUUUUCUGUCAGAACAGAACAGAAACAGUUACAAGAAAGCAUUUAUUUGUCUCCAAUCUGUACCUCUAUGUUCUUUCCUGAUGAACUUUUGUAACUUGCAAACCUGCUCCCCCCCCCCCCAACAGACUACCAGAAGUUUGUCUGGAUGAAUAUGUUACCUUGCCUUUUACUCUUCUGAUAGUAGACAGAAUCUUCCUUGGGUUUUGUCUUUCUCACAAAUAAUUUUCUCACUACACUUUGUCCCUUGGCUGGAGCAAGUGCCCUCCAGUUCAUGGCUUUGCAAACUGGCUGAGUUUCCCACCUCAGAUCUGAUAAUACCCAGGUCUUCUAAGGCUGGGGAGCACAGAGAACGUAAUCACUACUUCUGUAACCACUGCUGCUAUGUUUUCAUUUUUGGGGAUUCCACGGGAUUAUUGCCAACCCUCAUAUUUUCUUUUGAAUCCUUGUGCUGUGGGAAUUUCAUGUUUUGGGGUUGUUUUCUUCUUCUUCUUUAUUUUUCAAUAGACUUACUUUUGGCCUUGGUUAUGUAUGUGUCUGUAGAAGGACGGGGUGUGUUGGGAAAGGCUGGCCUAUCAACCCUCAAAGAGAGAUUUCUUUUGAGGUGCAGCUUUUAGCGUCUGGCCUCUUUAACGGCCUCCAGACAGAGCGUGGUUACAAGCAGCAGCCAAGGAUAAUUUCAAAGCUGCGUUCCCUUGGCACUCAUCCAUCCCGCUGAAGUGACUUCUGCACACAGAGUGCUUGUGCUAAUGCUGAUGAGUACCCGGUCUGUUUGUGGGGAGUUAAUGGGGAACCACCUAACAGGCACACUGAGAAAAAUUGUCUCCCUUAGAAAUGUCAGGACUUGAGAUGGCUGACUGUUUCUGAAAGAAUUCGUACACUUCCCUUUUGUUUCCUUUCCUUUCUUUUUUUGGCAUAUAUUGCCACAUGAUAGGAACCACAUGGGUUGAUCUUUUUCUCUCUUUUUUGGUUUUUCAAAAUAUAGAUCGUGAGCCUGUGUGCACCGAGAAUUUUUCUCAAUUGUUUUGCGCGGUGACUAAUUUUAGAUGUUUGAUAAAUAAAUCAAGAUGGUUCGGAAUAGAUUUAAUGGACCUUUGGUCUGAUCCAGCAAGGCUCUUAAUUCCAGCCCAAUUCAGCAGAGAACUGUGGAGCUUUCAGGGAGAGGCAACACGGGGGGAAAUAGAGUGUUCUUCUAUGAAUUGCCUGGCCUUGGAGGUUGUGCAGCAGCUGAGAUACCCCUCUACCCCAUUAUCCUGAUUGCCACAGUGGCCAAAGAGAUACCUCUGUGGAGCCCAGAGGCAACGCAUGGGUGCAAUGGCCCUUCCUAUCCUUUUCUGCUGGUAGUCCGUGGCAUGCUGCCUCUGAACCGUGAGGUUCCAUUAAGCUACAAUGACCAAUAACUGCAGAGAACCUCUCCCUGAGUUUGUCUGAUCCUCUUUUAAAGCCAUCUUGAACCAGUUGCCAUUGUCCUGCCUGGUAGAAGCAAAUUGCACAAGCUAGGCUGUGUGAACUGUACUUUCUUUUGUAUAUCCUAAAUUGCCUGGAUGAUCCUGAGUGUAUUUUGAGGGAGGGAAAAAAAUAUAUACCGUAUUUUUCGUCCCAUAGGACGCACCUACUUUUUUGGGGCGGAGGGCGCCCCGUGCUCCGCGCUGCAGGCUGCCACCCGCAAGCCUUGCGCUCCUGGGGGGAGUUCCCCCCGGUGCGCAAGGCUUGCCGACACCUGCGCGAAGCACGGGGCGUCCUCUGAAGGGCGCCCCAUGCUCCGCGCUGCAGGCUGCCGCCCGCAAGCCUUGCACGCCCGGAGGGAGCUCCCCCGGGUGCGCAAGGCUUGCGGACACCUGCGCGAAGCACGGGGCAUCCUCCGGAGGGCACCCCGUGCUCUGCGCUGCCGUCUGCCGUCUGCAAGCCUUGCGCGCCCGGGGGAACUCCCCCCGGGUGCGCAAGGCUUGCGGAUAGCUUCCUGGAGCCUGGAGAGCGAGAGGUGUCGGUGCGCACCGAUGCCUCUCGCUCUCCAGGCUUCAGCGAAAGCCUGCAUUUGCCCCAUAGGACGCACACACAUUUCCCCUUCAUUUUUGGAGGGGAAAAGGUUCGUCCUAUAGGGCGAAAAAUACGGUAUCUCAUUUUCCUUACCAUGCAUAACGCAGUAAGCUUCAAGCAUAUUCUUCGUCUUGUCUCAUUAUAAAAAAAUGUCUUCAGAUUUGUUAGCCUUUUCUUGUCGGAACAGUAUCCCAACCCUUUGAUUAUUUUGGGUACCCUUUCCCACAUAUUUUGCAGCUCUUGGGUUGGUGUAACUGAGACAGAGAGAUGACAUCACAAUUGCCUCCGUGUGUGCAUGUGUAGAUACAGAUAAAACCCUGCUGAAUCAGGCCAGAUGUGAUUAUUCCGUGCAGCUGGUUCACAGAGGCAUGGCUCUGGCAGUGGAGGUAGGGCAUGCUCAUCAUGACUAGUAACCAUUGAUAGCCUUGUCCUCCGUGAAUGAGCCCAGUUCUAAAUCAUCCAAGUUGGCGGCCAUUACUACAUAUUGUAUGAGCAAAUUCAUAGUUUAACUAUACGUAGUAAGUCAAUUAGAUUUUUAUAGUGUUCACUGUUCUGCGAACUCUGAACACACAGACGUGUGUGCACACACACAAAACAUGCCACAUGGACAUCAUCAAGGGUGUCAUCAUCUUAACAGAUUAAAGGGCUUGAGGGAUCAGAGGCCAAAUUAAUAAAAUUCUUUUAAAAAAAAGAUUAGUGUCCCGCCCCCUUGGGGGAAAGGGGACGGGGACUCUGCAAUUCUAUGAUUUUAACUCAUUGAAGACUGCAUGGGAAACUACAAUAAAAAAGGCACAUUGUCGCCAGUCACUGUUGACUUAGUGGCUUAUAUGAGGGUGUUAAGAUGCUGUCUUUACAAUAGCGGCCUUUCUGUAUGAGUGGCAUGUGUGCAUUGUUGCCAUGUGAUUGUUGCUGAAUUGUGGUUUAAGAAGUGAUUGUUGGCAGUGAAGUUCAUAGAAGUUGUGCAACAUGUCCUUGUAAAUAUUUGAAGAGGGGUUAGCCUAGGUGACUUUGGAGGCUGCACCCUGUUCUUUGACUUUAAGACUACGGCGACAGACACUCCUUGAAGCUUAUAGCAAUUCUUGGUUCAGUUGUGUUAGAUCAUAAUCUACAGGUAGGGCACCAUAUUUCUUUUUAAUAUGGUGGGAAGGCUGCAUAUGCAAAAGGCAGGGGGGUUGAAACCCGAGUGCCAGAGCUUCCUUUCCCCAGUCAGCACUUAUUCCAGAAUUUCUAGCCCUUUAAGAAAAAUUAGGCACUAACAGUUGCAUCUUGGCAACCCGUGGGUUGUCUAAGCAACAGAACGCUAAGUCUCCUGUUCGCUAGGGAAGUGUGGAGCUGAAUCACAGGGAAUAUACCACUGCCUAACCUACAGCAAGACUUCUAUGCCUCCCCCUGUGGGAUAAUGAAUAAACUAAGCAGCAAAGAAUUGACUUCUUGAAUAGAAAGUAUAAAAGACCCUGAGUAGUGAUUUGGUUCUGGAAGGGGGUUCUUUUAGUGCUAUUUCUGUUGUUCCGGGAUGUGCUGUGUGCCAUAGGUGCAAUUGAAUUAUUCUUAAUUAUUCGGUCAGUUUUGUCUCUGUGCAGUGCAUUAAUUUGAAGAAAGAAAUCUGGAAUGAUUGUCAAAUGGCAUGAUUCGGUAUGGAAAAUUGUUCUGUUCCCUGUUGGAAGUACUGACUGCUGGUAGUGAUUAACUCCCAUUCCCGUUCUGUACACGUUGCACAUUCCUGACCCCAUUCUCUCUGUCUCUCCCCCCCCCCCCCCGUUUCCUCAUCCUACUCUGCACUAGCAGCUCUCUACUUCCUGUUUAAAUUGGCUGCGUGCUGUUGGGUUUCAUGUGGCGAUGUUGCAUUGCUGUGUGAAAAUGCCAGGUUCUGCCUCUAUGCUUUUUCUUUCUGCCCUGUCAUAUGUGCUAGUUCUAAGUUGACCUCUCUCUUCACCCUCCCCGAUUCAUUGCAGAAACUCCAUGGAGAUUGGGACCAAAAAAGUGCUGCACUCCACGAACUAAGGACGACCUCUCUGAUCUAGCUGAGGAAACAGAACUGCACAGGUGGGCAUCCUUAAAUUCACAUUUGCUUGCAUUUUCCAAUAUCUUUCCAAUUGCAGUUCAUACAGUUAUAGAUCCCCUCCUUCUUUGGGCAUGGCAGUUGUAGGUGACCAUUUCUCUGCACUGCCCAUGGUCUCCCAUUAUGAGGCACUCCCAGAUGAACUGGGGGAGAACCCAGAAGCCAACUCUGGACAAGGGAAUGGCUAUGGUCUCAAGGGAGGACAGGAGUUCUUCUGAUGCAGGCUACAAGCUCCCUUUGCUUCUGUUGUCUUUCCCAACAGUCAACUCCUCUAAUGUGAAGUGUAAUGUGAAGCAUUUCUAUAUGCCAGGAAGCCCAUGUCAGAGAAUGCAGAUGUCCUUGUGUGUAGGUGUAGACCUGAGUUUGGGGAUUUGAGCCCUUAUGCAUUCAGCUGGAGGGGAAGCAGGGCCAACCUAGGUGCUGUGAUACCCUUACAAGUCUUGUAGCUUUUUGUGGUGAUGCUAGCAAUCAUGCCAGCUUGCUUAAGAUAUCUAAGCAGCUCACUUCCCCAGAUAUUCAAGACGUUGUUUUGCACUGAACACUAAUCGCUAGGGAACAUCACAGCCUUGUAAAUAAUUAUUCAGAAGCAUUCAUCCAUCCCCGGCUCAGUUUGCCUGUGUUUCUUCAGCUGACACAGUGCUGUCUCGGGUGUCAGUCUCUGCACUUUAAAGCUGGGAUUGUCCAGUAACACAGCCCAAGGCAUGUAGUAAUUUCUGUCUUCUGGCCUUUAAGUGCCAAUGCUGUGGGAGGAUUGGCACUGUUUAGUUAGAACAGAUGUGCUUCCUUCUCAUGCUUUAUUGUUGGUGACAUUUGUACAUGUCUUAUAUGCAUGAUGUAUAUAAAAGGUGUUUGCGUUUGGAGCUGAAUCUUUACAUACUUCUGAACGUAUUGUUCAAGGAAAGUACUUUAGUAGGUGAACUGCUCGCAUAUGUAUGGACAUUAUAGGAAUGUCCACGUUCAGUAAAGGUAUGUGGUGUCCAGGCAAGGCUGCUGCAACUUUCUAUCUCCAUAAUUUUUGCAAGAUAUCAUUGACUCGUUGUACUCUGUAAGCCAGAAGCAACUUCUAGUGCGCAUAUAUAUAUAUAUAUAGUGUUCAUUCUUCUUGUUCCACUUGGCCUUUGACUUGGAGUCAAUUUGAUUCCCUCCCCCUCUUUCUUUUUUCCUUUCUCCUCCUGUGAUAAGGCUGCAUUUUAAUGUUUUAAUGUUGUAUUUUAAUCUUGUUUUUAAGUUGUAUUCAUUCAACUUGUUUUCAUUAUUGGUUGUUAGCCGCCCUGAGCCCAGCCUUGGCUGGGGAGAGCAGGGUAUAAAUAUUAUUAUUAUUAUUAUUAUUAUUAUUAUUAUUAUUAUUAUUACAUCAUUGACAAAAUAGCUAAUUAGAGGUGGGGCAGGUUUGUUAAACAGAAAAAAUUGCCACCUAUUCUUGUCCUAUAUGCAGAUGUCUUCUUGAAAAGAUGAUCUUUGUUCUUCACCAUAUGCACUCCAUUCAUAAUAAGCUGUGCUGACUGCCUUUACCCUUCUGAAUUUUAUUCAGGAAGAGUCAUCAAUUUAUUUUAUGUGACAAAUUUAUAGGCUGCCUCGUAGGCCAUGCCCUCACAAAGUGGUAAGCACAGAAACAAUAAGAAACACAACAAAUGAGAUGAAUUAUUAUGAAGCAGCACCUAGGCCCAAUGAAGCCUAAGUAUUUCACUCUCUUUCCCUGUGUGUGUGUGUGUGGGGGGGGGGAGAGAGAGAGAGAGAGAGAGAGAGAGAGAGAGAGAACUUGAAAGUACAGCUGAAGAACACAUUAAGAAAAGGCAGCCUGGAAAAGAGAUGUUAAGUCCCACUUGAAAGCCUGCACUGAAGGCAGUGUGUGUAACUCACUCAGAAGGGAAUUCCGUAACCAUGGGGCCACCACUGAAAAGACCCCAUUUUUUGUGCCUGGCAACCUAAUUGCUCAUACUGGUGGGCAUAUGACCAGGACCUCCAUAGCUGAUUUUAGUGAAUGACCAGGGUCAUAUAACCAGGUCUCAAGUUGUUAAGGGCUUGAAAAGGUCGGCACCAGUACUUUGAAUUGGGGCCCAUAAAUGCUCUGAGGGGAGUUUUAAAAAUGGAUUUUAACAUAGGAAUUAUAAUCAUUGUGAACCUUGCGAUGGUAAGUGCAAUUACAUUUAUCCAGCACUGAAAGCCUGGUGGUUUUGACCUACCAAUGCAGCCUUGGGUCAAAUUAGACUGGAAGCUUAUAAGGAAAACCAGAGAUUUAGCUGUUGCCUCUUUAGUACAGGCAUCUCACACCUUUGGAGAGUUGAGAGGUGCUGCUCUUGAUGAAAUAAGUGAGUAGCCUAGCAUCUAAACUGUUCCAGCUCAUUGAGGAAUUGAAAAGGCUCUUAGACAUGCCUGGGUAAACAUUAUGAACUGGCACAGCAGCAGCUAAUAUUUCCCCCACUUCAGAUUUCCAGCCUGAGGAAGAGUUCUCUGCAGUAAGUAAUGCUGUCCAGCAUUUAAAAUAACUAGUUUUAUUUAUAUAUAAAUAAAGUUGGGCCAACUUAAGACCGCAUCCUGUUUGCCUUGGAGGGAAACACUGAAUCUUUGGGGUGACAUCGUCUUUACCUCCUGAGGCAAGGUUAAUCUUGGUCUGAACUCAAUAGGGAGGCUUUGGCAUCUGCACCCUCCGCAGAAUUUCAGGCUGUGCCAGAAAUUAUGACUCUGUGGUUUUUGUGCUUUCUGUGUAAUGGAAUUGCACAGAUUCAGUGAAAGGAAGAAGCCUUGUAAGAUUGCAUGAAGUGUCAUAUAAUGGAAUUGCUGCUGAGGAUGCAUGGUGCUUUACAGAGCUGCAGUAAACCAGAUUCUCUUGCUCCGGUUGUGUACAGUUCAAAGGUGGGCAAGAGAGGGGAGGAAGAGGACUGGAAUUAGCAGCAAGUUUGUGAAUAAACAGAGUUAUACAUGUGCCUGAUUGCUAGUGUUAGAGACUCGGUGGCAGGAAGAACAUAAAUGUUCUCCGAAUCUUGUGGACAUGAGUGGGUUGAGUGCUUUUGGCACUCGUGUUUCGCUUGUGGGCUUCCCAUAAGCAUCUGGCCUGUGAGAACAGGAUGCUGAACCAAAUGGGAAUCACCAGAGUUCCUUCUUAAGCUUUUAUCUCUCUGUGUCAUCUCUAGAAGGCCUGGCUUGGCUUAGAACAUAAAGGUGGAUGGUGCAGAUACUCAGCAUAGUUUCACUUCUACCCUCCCCUUCGAGGAAGCCUUGCCUAGUGGAAGAAAAAUACCUUCCUUACUGACAAAGCUGAUAAGAUCUCAUUCCUGUGGAGGAUUAAAAACCUCCCAUGUGGCCCAGCUUUUCACACCCUGGUCAGAAAUGUGCAGUGUGAUUCCUGAUAGAACAGGAUCCCCAUGGAAGUUGCGAGGUCAGAACCUGUUUCUUUAGUAGUAGUCCUGGGAGUGGGGGGUGGUCAGUACUCAAGUUUCAAGUUGCCAGCUGGAAAAUUGCUUUAUUUGGCAAUGUCCUGUGCAUUCCAUAGUGAGGAUGUGUUUGAUACGCAGACUUUUGAAAGAGGCAGCUCUGUGCUGAGCUGUUUCAGUUUCGGUGCUUCAGGCCCUCCCCUCUUCCAGUUAAUGACUGAAGCAAAUUGGCUAUGUGUUCUUAUUUUAGUCUCGGCCCAUUCUUUGCCAAAUUCAGCCAGGUUUUGAAAAGAUGGCCAAAGCACAUACUUCAGUUGCUGCCCUUCAUCUUUUCCCUUAAACGUGAAGUUUCCUUCUGAAAUCUAUCCAGUUUCUGAACUUGCCUUCAUUUCAGUUGAGAGAGAGAGUGAAAAAUGCAGACUGAGUGUGGAGGAUAAAGAAAGUUCUUUUCUCAUGCAGGACUUUGUUUUUCUCUUCCCGUGGUUCCCUAGGCAGGUUUGGCCAAUAAGUUCAACAGGAAAAGAGGCGCAUCCAUUGCUCAGUACUAGCUAUGGGCUUGUGAGUAUGCUGCUUGUGAUGGUUGGACUAAUCUGCAGAGAUCCCAAUGAGGGUUUGACAGGGAAGGGGUGGGGGAAGUGUAGUUGGACAAGGUGAGCCAUAAGGAUGGUGUGAAAUGGAGCUGAUAAGUUAUGGGAAAGAACUUUGUAAGCAUCUCUGGAAAGUUCGCUCAUCUUAUGCCGGAGCUACUGAAGUCAAAAAAGGAAGAGGGUAGCACCAGUGUGAAUUUUAAAGAGGUGAAACUCCCAAGGUGCAGAAAGCAAUUUAUUGAGAGUGCUUUCCAGUUUGACCAAGCCGUGGCUCUAUUUUAAUGGCUCUUUCAUUAUUAAUGUACUGGUUAAUGAGCAGCCCAUAACUUGUUCGUCAGGUUGGUUGCUUCUAUAAUGUGACUUCUGGUUCCUAGAACUUCAGUCUAACAUGGGUUGGCUACAAAUUCCAGGAGGAAAUAGUUCCUGGUGAAGAGGUGGCCUGAUUGUGUGGGGAGAGGCCCUUUGAGGGUAGUUUAUUUAGACUGAAGUUGAAGUGUCCUUCUGCACUUGAUGUAGAAGCCUAGCUCAUUAUCAUUACCUUCAAAUCAAUGACCUCUUGUUUUGUUUAAAGCUCUCUGAAGGAAGACUCAGUAGAAAUGCAUUUCCCAGGACCUGGAGCUUCUCCUAUGUCUUGGUCUCUGAGUCCUAAACCUCUCUCCCCCACCCCCAAGAACUGACACUGGUAGCUGGAUCAGGAUCCUGAUGAGAUAAAGGGCUUUUUGGCCACCUCUUUAUAGGCACAGCCCUGCGUUCUAAAGUUCAAUGUCCAUGUCAGAAAUUUCCAUUCUGAUUUUAUCCCGUGAACUGCCCUGAGAUAUAGAUCAAUAAAUAACUGCAGGUACAUAUUCAAUAAAUAAUAUAUAUACAUAUAAGCACUCUUUUUCUCUCCCUGGAGCUUUCCCCAUGAAAACCUGCUUUUUAAAGCUGAAGCACAACAAAUGGCAAUUCAGGUUUUCUGCGGAUUGCUGCUUGCUCCGAUUCAGCUUUAAAGAGUGGGUUUUCACAGGGAAAUCUCUGGGGCAAAAAGACAAAGGCACAGAGCUUUAAAGUAUGGACCAUGCCUGGAAAGCACAGAGGAAAGGUAAGUGUGGAUAAGCCCAUGGAUAAUAUUUGAUUCUGGAUCAGUUACUCUUCAUUGCCUUCACUAUCCUGCUCUAACUAGCAAUUUCACAAGCCAGGGUUGUGUAGCAGGUUAGGUAGCUGCAGCUACUCCCACUGGUUCCUCCCUGUUGUCCAGCCCCUUACCUCAACUGCUGUGCGGCCCACCACUUGCUAGCCAGCGGCAGCCUUACUUUGAAUCAAGGCAUGACCUUAACCUUGCUUACCAUUUGUGGUUUGGAGCCCAGGUCACAUGGCAUGGCAAGGCAGAGACUCUAGCUUGUUGGCAGCCGUGGGGAAAGGAGCACUGCAGGAACUUUUGAAUAACAUCCUCCAGCAAUCUACUUAUUCGUGUUAAACCGUAUUUCCAGAAUACAAUAACGUGCAUCGGGAAAGGGGGCUGUAGAGCUGAUCAGACAGCUUUUAAAACUUUGGCUCCAUUGCUACAUUGUCACACCAGCCUUCCGCUUUUUCUUUUAUUUGCGGGGGCUGCAGGGUAGGAUGAAUCCUCCGUGUUGGUGUCAGGCUUGUGAAGCAUCUCCAGAUUGCAGUGUUCUUGUACUACUCUGUUUGCCUCCACCUAGGCUGCUGAAACGGCUCCAAUUCACUGCACUGCUUUAGAUAGUAGAAUGUUCAGGUCCCAAGAAAGCUGCCUAGGAAAGGCCCCAGUGAAUUCAUCUCUGCUGCAUUUGUUUUGCAACGACAAACUGCUUCAUUCACAUUGAAUGACCUGACGUAGGCAUCCUAACGGUGAUCCAAAGUCUGUAAGGAGUCAGAACUGCCAUGGCACACCUGUAGCAGCAAAACCAGAUGCCUUUGUCUGCCGCAACUGCAACAAAACAUGUCUCUCCCACAUUGGUCUCUGCAGCCACAGCGGGUGCUGUAACUCUCCAAUGGUUUGACGUUACCCCUGAAGGUGCACUCUUCCUUUAUCUCCCGAGACAGACGGAUGCCAAGAAAUGGAGUUGGUGGUUUUGCUAAAAGCUAUUAUUUGCUGAUUGGAAAUCAUGGCAGCUGCUCCCAUAAAAGCCAUUAUGUAAAAUAUAUGCCUUUUGUUACCAGCAAGCGCACUACUUAUCUGUGUUUGCACACUGGCUUUGAGCCACUUGGAUACUUUUCUACCAGUUAUGCAGUACCUCCUACCUUCACAUAUUAAUAGUUGGGUUAGAAAGGAGAGCUACAGUUUAAGUUUUCUCAUACCCAAACCUUCCUAUCAAAAUGCUGGUCUAUAUCUUUUAAAAAAUGGUAUAGAACAAUAUCACGGCAACAAAGAAGGAAGUUUUCCAACUUGGUUGCAGGCUACAUCACGACGGAGCUUGUUUGCCUUUUCUGUGAAGUUUUUCAUGUCAAAGUGUGUUGGGAAUGAACAUGCACACAUGAAGGCAAAACCAGCUACACACCUAAUCCCAUUUCCUAAUCUGUUGGGUUUGACUAAGUGAUGUAAGAACGCUCCUCUUUCUUCCCAAAUGAAGCAAGAUGCCCUUGACUGAGCCUCUUGCUUUGGGCAGUGGAACAGCUCAGUGAAUCUGGAAGGGUCAGCUCUUCCCUGAAGGUUUUAAUUAGGGUUGCCUAUAUGUGACAUCUAUGUGGGGCGUGGGUGGCUCUGUGGUCUAAACCACUGAGCCUAGGGCUUGCCGAUCGGAAGGUCGGCAGUUCAGAUCCCCACGACAGGGUGAACUCCCAUUGCUCGGUCCUAGCUCUUGCCAACCUAGCAGCUCCAGAGCAUGUCAAAGUGCAAGUAGAUAAAUAGGUACCGCUCCGGCAGGAAGGUAAACGGCGUUUCUGUGUGCUGCUCUGGUUUCGCCAGAAGCAGCUUAGUCAUGCUAGCCACAUGACCCAGAAAAACUGCCUGCAGACAAACAUCGGCUCCCUUUGCCAGUAAAGCCAGAUGAGCACCGCAACCCCAGAGUUAAGCGUCAGGGGUCCUUUACCUUUAUGUGUGAUUCAUUUCCUUCUUUCUUAUAUCACCCUGGAGCAUCUCUUACAGGAAUCUCUUGGGCCAUUUCCUUGUUCCUUCUUAGCUGUUGCCAGUUGGCACUGCUCCGAGACACCUGUUGUGCUGCACAGGGUGUGGGCAGGUAGCAGAAUAGGUAACCAAAGCAGGCUACUUCUCUCACUUAUAGGUAUGGAAUGUGCUGCUCCAUGUUGCACUCCCCCAAGCCCUUUCCUGCCGCGUUAACCAAGAUUCUGCAAUCGGGUAGAUUAUUACAGUAUAAUAAUUUAUUAGCCUUCACCCUUGGGUUUCGGGGCAGCUUGCAACAAUUAACACACGUUAAAAACAGUUUAAACAACUUGCAGUCACGGAAAUAAGGUGGGUGCUAAAAGCAUAGCAUACCUUGCAAGUUUCAAAAGCCAGGGUGAAGAGGAUCUAUACAACCCAAACGCUGAGAUAUGUGAAGUGGCUGGCAGCUGGAGGCCCAAGGGCCUAAUAUUGGAAAACAAAGAGUGGACAAGGUGCAUGGAAAGGGCUGCGGCAAGGGGACUCGCGCCUGUUCCCAUCCCUCCCUCCUCCCUCAAGUGUUGCAGAUAGCAACAGCUGUGGACUAAGGUUAUAUGUACAUGCAAAACAUGGCUUUUGACACUUUAAAUGAAGCAGCUCUGGGGUAUGGAGAAAGGAGGCUCUGGCAACAUAAUUUUAAGAAUAACUGUGUUGUGGUCAGAGCAUGAUAGUAUCUGGGAGAACCCAGAUUCAAGUCACCAUUCAACUAUGGAGUUCCAUGGGAGGAGAGGCAUGCAGACUGUUUUAAGUUUCCCAGGAAUGUAGGAAACUGCCUUAUGCCUAGUCAAGACCUUGCUCAGAAUUGUCACCUUGGACUGGAAGCAGUUCUCUAGCAUUUUUGUCAGGGGGCAUUCCCAGCCCUUCCUGCAGAUUCUGGGGAUUGAUCUGCAACUGAGCUUAACAUUUUUUUUCAUUUUUUUACUUGAAAGCUGCCAAGCUUAAUCCUUCUGUGUUUCCUUGGUUUUUGGGGGGAGGGAGGGAGUGUAAGCAAAAAAUAAUUCUGCUAUCCUAUUUCUUUCUGUCUGCCACUUGUCCUAACUUCUUUUGCCUCCCUGGUGCAUAUGUUGCUAUGCCUACCACCCACUCCCACGUUCUCCUUUCCUGUGGACACCUCUCAUUUGGCAGGUGUGCGGUUUGCUUUUUGCUGCACUGAGACUUCUCAUGCAGCUGCAGAGACAGGAAGAUGCUAUUACUGUUAGUUGCUUUGUCUCGCGGUGCCACGUCUGUCCAUACUUGUGCUUGCUGAGAGCAGAUCGCCUUGUGUGUAACAAAUGGCUGGGCUGGGCUCUGGAUGUGAACUUCCCCCCGCUUUCAGAACCUUACCCCUGCAUAUGUAGACAUGAAACGUUUGGGGGCGAGGUGGGGGCAGGAAAUGCAUUUUCUUGUAAGCAUCCAAGCGAAAGCUGAACGUUGUGAACGUCAGGAGGCUGAUCAGAUAAUCAAAUCGGCAUUAAAUGGUUUUCGAGCGAAGAUGAUGCUUGCUUUUAGGCGAUGCAUGCAUGGGUUGUAAAUGGCUAUUCUCUCCCCAAAGACACGGAAUGCCUCUCAAAAUGGUGCUUCUCUGCUACAGUUUGUACUUGCAUUAAAAUUAGUUUCUUCCCCACCCCCAAAGAACCUGCUGGUACUUUAACUGGGGCACCUUUUUUGGCCCAUCAAAAUGUUUGUGCUUAAAAAAAAAAUGUUAACCUGACGAAUGAGCAUUGCCUGUACUCAUUCUACCUUCUGCUGCUUCCAACAGGUCACUGUCUUCUGUUUCCCUUGCUGCUGCUGCCGCCGCCACCCUUCAGCCCAGCUGCACCAUGGAUAGAUGAUCCUGGCCCUGCCUCAGCCAUGCUGCAGUUGCGUGGCCGCUACCUGCUGCUCUUCCUAGGGGUGCAGCUGGUGGUGAUGGCUCUGCUGUACCACGAUGGCUACCGCAAGCGUGUUGCCUAUUUCCUGGGCAUCUUCUACAAGGGGGGCACAUUGACUAUAUUGUCCAGCCUACACAAUGUUUCGCUGCCAGGGGACGUCUACGCCAACCUCAGCCUAAUUGCCCGGCCCCCUCUGCCCCCAGAGGAACUUCCUUACUGUCCAGAGGCAUCUCCUUUUCUUGGUAAGGGCUUCUCUGUUAUUGAUCCUGAUUCUGGUUAGGAACUGGGGAUUUGGAGUCAGCCCUAAGGUUUGAAUGGUGUUGGGCUGGAGUGGUUGUUCUGAAAUUAAGAGACACAGAAGCUCUAAUGUAUUGUUUCAUUGAACCAGCUAGCCAUCUGGAAAGGUUUUGGGUGGCACGUGAAAGGCAAAAAUGAGCAUGAAACAGUGAAAUAAAUUCUGAGCAAGCUUCCGGGUCAAUUUUCUCUCUUUGUGUGUAGCAUACUAGUUCUGAGACUAAAGAGUUCAGUGUAAUUCAAAAGCUUGCUUCAUGUUUACACCGCUCUUUGGCCCUGGGAAAGAAGACACAAAUUAUGGAAGUAGAGUACGGCAAUAGUGAUUUUUAAACAGAGAUGCCUAGUGAUGAGAGACCCCCGCAAAAAGAGGCUUGAGGAUUGUAGGCCCAUCGUAGAAGUGAUCUUCCAUUAAGCCAUGAAGUGCUCUGUGAAAUGAGAGAAGUGGUUCUCUCUCUUCGACCCAUGCACCCUUUCUUGUCCAGUGUGACUAGUGAAAGCAUAGUGAUAACUCAGUUCAUAGAGCAUGAGACUCAAUCUCAGAGUCGUGGGUUCGAGCCCCAUCUUGGGCAAAAAAAAAUCCUGCAUUGCAGGUGGCUGGACUAGAUGACUCACAUGGUCCCUUCCAACUCUACAAUUCUAUGAUUCUUUAAAGUUUGCAGGGAUGACCAGGGAUGGAGCAGGUGGAAAGAGAAAAGAACCCUGGAACUGACUAGGAGGCUAAUGCUCAUUUUAAUCUAAAAUGAAAAUGUUUCGAGGUGUUCUCCUCUUGAGGACUCUGGGUCACGUUGGCUCUUAGCCUGCAGUCUGCUGACUACCUAGCUAGGUGGUGGAGAUUGUUUGCCUUACCCCUGUCUCUGCUCGCCUGCAGGAGGCCCUAUUCGGGUGACUUUCCCCGCAGGGCUGUCUCUGGAUGAUAUUGUGCGGAAGAAUCCCCUUGUGACCAAAGGGGGGCGCUACCGUCCGCCCGACUGCGAUGCAGUCCACAAAACAGCUGUCAUCAUCCCCCACCGCAACCGAGAGCAACACCUCAAGUACCUGCUCUACUACCUGCACCCUUUCCUGCAGCGGCAGCAGCUCACCUAUGGCAUCUACAUCAUCCAUCAGGUGCGUUGCCACAGCCGUGUGUGAGCUGGGCAGGGCAGGAGGUUUCAAUAAUAAUAAUUAUAAUUAAUAAUUUUAUUAUUUAUACACCACCCAUCUCGCUGGGUUUCCCCAGCCACUCUGGGCGGCUCCCAGCAGAAGAGUCUCCAUGGCUGCUGCCUGUCCCUGCAUUAAUGUGUGGCCUCUCUCUCUCCUUAGGAGGGAAUAGAGGCAAUAGCUCUCUUUAUUGUUAAUGGAGGAGUGCCCAGUGAAGGCAGGUGGGCAGGCAAAGCUUUUUUCAGCACUAGGCCUCAGUAGGGGGCAGUGGGUUGCGCUCUGAUUGCUGCAGAGAGGGAAAGCUGUAGUUCCUUCCAAAAAGUGCAGUGAAUCAUGAUUUCUGCUGUGCUGAGUCUGAUCUCUGGAGAGGUGGGGAAGAGUCAGGCACAGGGAAAGGAACCCUAGCAAGAGUACUACGGGGUGGGGUGGAGCUGAGACUGGGUAUGGGGAGCGGGCAGGGACUAACCAGCACCCAGCGGUUUGAGCUCACCGAAUUCCUUGGAGGGGGAAGAGAUAAGGUAAGGAACCUCGGGUGUAGAUGAAUGAGUCCCCCCUGGAGCAUGCCCAAGCCAAGAUAGAAAUGGAGUAGGUGGUUCUGGAGGAGCUGUCAAAUGUGAGAAUGCCAGAAGUCAGCGUGGAGGAAGGAUACUAUUUUAAUGUAGCGCUAGUGGUGACUGUCCUGGAUGUGAGAGUUUAGCACUUUAGGGGAGCUAGUUUUUACGCACACACACAGAGAGAGAGAGAGAGAGAGAGAGAGAGAGAGAGAGAGCGCUCUGGUGUAAAUGCCACCCAUCUCUUUCUCAGGCUGAGAACUACACUUUUAACCGGGCCAAACUCUUGAAUGUGGGCUUCAAGGAAGCUAUGAAAGACGAGGACUGGGACUGUAUGUUCUUCCAUGAUGUGGACCUCAUCCCUGAAGAUGACCGCAAUGUGUACACCUGCGACCGUUUCCCCAAGCACGUGGCUGUUGCCAUGGACAAGUUUGGCUACAAGUAAGCUUCUUGGAUUUGGGUCUGUUUCCAUAGGAAUGCUUCUAUACCCCUCCCAACACCCUUUCCUUCUUAAAAUAGAGAUGCCCAGUCUCCCUUCUGAAAACAAAAUCACACUGAAAACAACUGCUUUCUCGUGUGUUUCUAGGCUGUUUUCUAGAUACAGAUAUGGGGAGGACUGGGAAGUGUGCUGGAAGAGUUAGAAUGUCAGACUAGAACCAGAGAAACCUGGAUUCAAAUAUUCACUCAGCCAUAAGGCUUACUGACGGGACCUUGAAGCAGUCAUCCUCCCUCAGUCUACUUUGCAAGAUUGAUGUGAGGAUAAAGCAGGGGAAGAGUCAAAUGAUGCUGUUUUGAGCUUGUCGGAAGGGCAGCCUUCUUGAGUGCAGCUGCAUUACAGGUGGGAGUUGAUAGAGAAAAGCUUUCUGCAUACAGCAGCUCAGCUGUAGGGGAAGGUUGGUGCUAAAGAGCUGGAAGCCUAGGCAGACCAGUGUUAGAAGCUCAGAUCUAUAAGCUAAAAUGGAAUGUCUAGUUGCCAUUUUGGGGCAAGACGGCUCUGAAGUCUUAUUUUUCAAAUGAUGGGUUGACUGUGAUCAUCAGUUUAACAUCUGGCUUGUUCAGAUGACAACCUUGAGCUAGGUUAAGAACUUUGAGGACUUAAAGAAGACAAGUCAUUUUAUCCAGGGACAGUCUACAUAAAUACUGGCUUACUCCUACCUCUUUAUCUUAAUGGUGACAUGGACCGUUCAUAACUUAAGAAUAUUCUUCACAACUGUGAGCAGGGCAGUGGGGUGGGGUAAGUGAAGACAAGUGACAACAAUUACGUAACUAUAACGUUUUUUCACCGCUCCUGCUCAGGUUACACAGAAAAAGCAUUUUGGUUCCCGACAUUCAUUCUGACUAUGCAGAUAAAAUAUUAACUGAUAGAAUUGUAUAGGAUAAUGGUAUUAGGGUGUGAAAGCAGUCAAGAUUCAAUGAUCCCCAGUCAUGCACCUCCAGAUGCUGGAGGUGUCAGGCGCCAUCCUGGUGCCCAGGCACCUUCACUUGGUCACAAGUGGACGAUAGCCAGGUGCGAAAUGCACCUAGAACAUGUCUAAUUUUGAUCAGUGGACGGGACCCUGCUCUAGAAAUGGUCCUCCUGAAAUGCAGUGUACUGCUGCCCUUAAAAACCCUAAAAUGACAUGCAUGCUUCAUGCAGUGAAGAGAGCGAGGUCCUCUCUAUUAGCUGCCAUUUGAUUCCUCUUCCAGAACUCUCCCUCAGGUCAUUCCAUGUGAAUUGGUACCUGAAUUUAUUGCUUUUCCUUUUCCUCCCACAUUCCUUUUUCCUUUCAUGUUAUAUCUAUUGGUCUGUAAGCCUGUGGGCAGAACCUGUGCUUGUGAACGUAAUAUUCGCAUAGUAAUAUUAGAUGCCCAUAUCUCUGUGCCAGCUGAGGUCCUAUGUGUUUCCUCUAGAGAUUCCUAUAUGCAUGGUAGUAGCAGGUGGGCUACAUGUAAAUAAAUGUCCUCUUAAAUUCUUGCAGGCUUCCAUACAAGUCCUACUUUGGAGGGGUUUCUGCACUCAGUCCAGAGCAAUACAUGAAGAUGAAUGGCUUUCCCAACAACUAUUGGGGCUGGGGCGGUGAAGAUGACGACAUUGCAGUCAGGUAAAGAUGGUCCUUGGUGCUAGAAAAGGAGGCGGCUCCAGUUCCAUCCCUUCAGCAUAAAGCCCAGCGGCUUUAGGGGGAUUAGGCAACUCUAUUCACAAAGGUUUAAGGUGGCAUGGCUGAGGAUGGGACCCUAGGAGUCCUGGCUCUCAAACUUUCCCCCAUGUAUUGCCCUAGGGUUUGUAUCAGAGCAUAGGAAAUAUUGGCAAGGAGGGAUUGAGCAAGCUCGGGUAGGAAUCCAGGAUUGUUUUAUUCUGUUCUUGCUGUUGCCCAGGGGUGGGGCAAAGGAGAGGAGCCAUGAGUGGCAUGGUGCAGAUUUGAAGGCACUGAAGCACUGCAUUGCUUGGAUGUGUAAUUGUAGCACUUGUGCCCCUGCUGAAACCCCAUGUGCACUCCUGCUAAUGCUGCAUUCUCAUUCACCUUCUCUGCAGGGUAGCGCUGAGUGGGAUGGUUAUCUCUCGCCCAUCUACUCAGUACGGCCGCUACCGUAUGAUCAAGCAUGGACACGACAAGGGCAAUGAGCAGAACCCUAAGAGGUGAGUAGAGGAGGGGACUACUUGGGGCAGAAAUGUGGCCUGAACAAUUGCAAAUGGACUACUGUCUUGUAAACUAGGUGGUUAAGUGUAAUUGUAUGUAGCUAAUCUGCAUCCUCCUUAAUGCACCCUGCCAAAUCCUCUGGGCCAGGGUGAAUGUCCACCGCAGAUAAUAUGAUGGAUGAGCAACUCCCAGAGCAUAGUCAUAUUUAGAUAUUUUGUGCUUGAGGGAGUGAAGCCUCCAGCAGUGGCCAAGCUGGAGUGGGAGCAUGGAAUGUUCAGUUGUUUUAACGGUUUGCAGUCCAGUUUCUGUGAGAGAAAGGAAGGUUGCCAUUAUGGCUGGCCUGAAGACAUCACACAAGGGUAAACAGAGAACUGGUGAGAAGUCCUGGGAUGUGGAGAUUCUAAAGAACCAAGAGCCCAGACAGAUGUUUUUGUUUUUGUGCUGUGAUUUUCCCUUAAUGCUAUUUCUGGUGUGGCAGAGCUUGCCAACACUCUGUUGUGGUGGUGCAAAAUAACCUGGACUGGGAAUUUUGUAGUAAAAGAGAACUGGAUAGUUGUUUCCAAUCCAUUUGUAAAACCCAGGCCCCCACCAUUACCAACCAGGGCUGUUGGUCCUCACUGCCUACUCUGAGUUGCCAUAUCACAAGGAUAGAGGGAGAGUAGAAACUGUACAAUUGGUAGAAAUUGCAUGUUGGACUCAAAACGUAAAAACCUUAUGCACCGUUGGAGCUUUGGCUCAGUCCUCAAACCUUCCUUGCUUGCUAGUUAUACACAUCCACUCCUGCUUGUAGGCUGUAUGUGUAGUUUUGCCGCUUUCCUAUUUCCUGCUUGGUGUGUUUUUUCAACUUGGUCCGUCUGCCAUCUAUUAUCCUCCAGUCCCUGCUUUUUCAAGCAUUCUCCUUCCUUCCUUUUCUCCUCCCCACCUGCCACGUAUAGCUGCUCCUGAUCUUAAGCUGUGAAGUUUCUUCAGAGCACCCACUUCAUCAUUGUGAGUGGUUUGUAUUUUUUCGGCAGGUAUAGGCAUGGGUAUUUGCAACUGUUUUCCCCGUUAUUGACAAACAUGACACUGUCCUCCUCGCCUUGUUACAAAACGUUGACCACACCAUACCAUUUCAUUACUGGAAAUCUGUGUAAAAAGAAUACGUAAGCUUCUCCUAACCUGCAAAUCCAAGGAGCUGCACUUUGGGCGGGGAGGUGGUAGGAGAAGGGCUCGAGUUCUCGCGCUUGACUCUGUGAAUUUUCCUUACAGAUUUAACUUGCUGGCCAAGACGAGGAGAACAUGGAAGCAGGAUGGCAUGAACACACUGGAGUACCAGCUGCUCUCCAAGAAACUCCACCCCCUCUACACAAAUAUCACUGUCUUCAUUGGCACUGAGAAGGGAAUGCGCCAUUCCAUGUGAUGCACUAGCCACAGAGUGGCCUGGGGACAGGAGCCCCACCCUGCCACUUCUCUGGGACCAAGGAAACCAAAGAAUCCACAGGGAGAUGGACAGCCCUGAGCAUUGUGGUCAUCAUGUGCUGACUGUCGUGUCUAGCAAGGUGCUAGGGGUACUGCAUUACCAGGGACUGGAUGGGGACUCCACACAAAGACUUCCUCCCCCUCCCCUGGAGCGUUUCUCUCUUGAGGGCUGGAUGCAGUCUGACUUUACAGGACUCCGUUUGUGGGGUGCCUUUCAUACCUUGGUUGAAGGAGCGGCACGGUAGCUUGAGCAGAAAACCAGGACUGUCCUUUGCAAGUCUGAACCUCUGCAGCUGCUGUGCCAUGGUUUGUCUUUCUUAUUAAAGUGCAAUUUAUUUUAAAGCGUGUGGCCAAGUAGCAGUUUCUCUUCUGGAGCAAGAGCCUAAGAGGGAAGCUGUUAGCAGCCAUCUCUCCUGGGCCAGUUGUGCUCUUUGCCAGGAAGGCAAGAGAGGAGCUGUAUGAGGGCCAGAGCUGAUUGGCAGGUCAACACACUAGCGCUGGGAUGGCCCAGGCAGGUAGCAAUGAGUUGUGCUGGAAGACAUGGUGGGCUUAUAGGCGUACUAUCAGCAGUGUCUAAGGAGAUGUGAUAAAAUGCCAAGCUAGCUUGUUUCUCGCUCUUGCAAAGGCAGUUAUUCUGAAGAGGUCCCUUCUGUUCACCCUCUUCCUGUGCUGCAGAAAGGAUUGUAGCUGGAUUUCCACCCCCACCCCCUUUCUUGGAUGAGUAGAUCUCAAGGAUCUCUGCUUCUACAGCUGUGCGAGCUCAGCUGGUUCACUGAAUUGGUAUAUACAAGAUGACCCCUUCUGUAACAGUAUUGGUCUCUCCAGAGCAGGUCCUACCUGCUGCUGUUAUCAUUCCGAUUCUAUGACACUGGGAUUUGUAACAGCCAUGAAUAGCAAUAGCAAUAGAGCUGAAAUUAGGAUUGGCACUUAUUUUUAGCUCUUGUGAUUUGAAAAUGUCUUCACUGUCAGCCUUGGAAGACAGAUGAGUUGACCAUUCACUAUACAGUGGUACCUCGGUUUUCGAACGUAAUCUGUUCCGGAAGAUGGUUCCAAGUUCUGAAACAUUCAAAAAUCGAAACUCAAUAGUUGACAGAGUCUUGCACUCAGUGGAAGCCGCAUUUCCUAUUCAUCAUCCGUGGCGUGUUCGAAAACCAAAGAAUUUACAGUUUAUGGUGUUCAAGUUCCGAAACAUUCAUCAAUGGAGACGUUCGAAAACUGAGGUACCACUGUAGUUUGUAUUGAUUAGACUAGGUGGUGACAAUUUUGCUUUGCAAUUUCUCAGGUGUUGUUCUUUCACAGCUAUCUCCAAACUCUUAAAGAGUUCAGCCAAAUUCCUUCAACAUCUGAAGGACUCAAGACAAUGCAAUGAACAUGGCUGCAGCCAUGCUUUUUCCAAAGGUACCUUAAGUAAUCCUCAGAACUGUGGAAUCAGCCAUGCCAAUGCAUAAGCUGAAGGAGUUGUGAUAAAAUGUGCAAAUCUGGCUUGAACCUCUGGAUCAAUCGUUUAUAUGAAAAGGAAGUAAAAUGUGCCCUAAAAGAGAACAGUGAUAUUGCAAAGAAACUAAAUGAAUUAUUUGUAUCCAUUGUGAAAGAUGCUGGGCUGAUACCUGAUCCUCAGCGGCCUUUUUGAAGGAGGAGUCUGAAUAAUUGAGACAAAUGGCUGUGACAAAUAGAAGCCCUAGUGCUUAUUAUCAGAUGGCUGGGUCUGAAUCAGAUCCAUUCAAAGUUAUUAAAGGAACAAGUGCAAAACUGCUGAUCUUCUAACAGAGAUAUGCAACUUAUCCCAAAAAUCAGUUUCUGUACCAGAGGAUUGGAAAGUAACCAUAUAUAUAGAGAGAGUGGUUCAGGUGUGAACCCAGGAAAUGAAAAAGCUAGUAAGCUUAAUAAAAUUCUAUCAAGUAUAUAGAAGUUACAAACCUUUUUGAAGAAGAAUCAGCAUGGCUUCUGCAAAAGAAAGUUCUGUCUCACAUCUUUUAACUUUAGUCUGUCAACAGGAAUGUGGAUGGGAUGAUCCUGGAGGAUCUUGGGCCUUUGGACUUUUGGGCAAUACCUCACUAAAGGCUGCUGCAUAAACUGUUAGUCACAGCAUAGAAGGACCUCUAAUGGAUCGGUAACUGACUAAACAACAGAAAGAAGAGAGCAGGAAUAAAUGGACAGUUUCACAACGAAAGGAAGAAAGAGAAAAUAUAUUGUAGUUGUUUAUAAAUGAGAUGGCCAAACACUAAAUUAUUCAAGAUUAUCAAACCCUAAAUGGAUUAGGAAGUUAAAAAAAAAGACCUCCAAAUUCGCAAAUGAGGUUCAAUAUAAUGGGGGCAAAACCUCCUAACUUUCGAUAUACUCUGAUGGGGUUUUAGCUAGUGCUGAUUAACAAAGAUGAUCUCGGGGUUGUGGAAGAAAGCUCACUAAAAAUCUUGGCAUAUAACUACAAACAAAUAAUUCAUUGCUAAUGAUUAUUAGGUAAGAGAAUGAGAAGGAAACUGUCAGUGGUAAAAAGCCCUUGGCAUAAUGACAUUAGUUGCUGCUGCUAAAAUAAUGCUGGAUAAUAAUGGACCCAUUGUGUGGCUCAGAAUAGGUAGCUUUCUGAGGUCUUGCAAAUAUUGUUUGCUGUUUCUAGGUGUCCGAUCUCAAAAAUGAUACUGUACAUCUGGAAGUGGUACUGGCAAGGACAACUAAAAUUAUCUCUAAAUGAAAGGCUACAGUGGUUGCGGGUGAAAAAAAGGAAGAAAUGAUUGUUUUUGAUGGUUGUAAAAUUAUGUAGGGUAUGGAGAAAAUGGUUAAAAAGUUUUUUCUCCUUUUCAGUACUGUAACUCAUCACCCGAUGAAUGUGGCAUAAGAUUCAGGACAGAUGAAAAGUAAUUAUAGUACUGUAUAUUAUUUCUUAGUGGAAUUUCCUGCCACAAAAUGUGGUGACCACUAGCUUAUUACAUGACUUUAAAAGAUCUGAUAAAUCCAUGGGAUGGUUAUAUGCAACCCAGGCUCCGAGGCCGUGUCCUAUAUACAGUGGCAGGGUUGUUUCCUUCCAGAGACAUCUUAUUUGCCACUGGCCCCAAGGCCUCCCACUUUUCCCAUGAGCAAAGGGCUCCAAUACCCCAAACAUUUUGGACACAUCACUGAUUUGAAUAAAAAUCUGCAUUGUAAAGAUGUGUGUUAGACUGGCAGUUUCAAUCUGUUUUCUGGCAAUACCCAGGGCCUACACGCUAGUUUCUGAAUGAGAGACUGAGUAAGUUGAGGCUUCCACUGUCUACCUUUGGCAAUGUGCUGGUAGAACAGGAGUAACACAAAAGUGUCCCAAAUUUCAGCAGCAGCUGUGCUGUGCACCUUCCUGUUCCACUUCUUGAAAGCCAUCUGUUCUCUUGCUCACGAAUAGUGAAAUGGUUCACUAUUGCUGCAAGCCAGGUUAACAUGUAACCGCUGUACGACAGAGAUGGGGAAGCGGUGGGCCCACCAACUGAUGUUGGACACAACUCCCAUUGACCAUGGAUGCUGAGACUGCAAAGAGCUGGUGUCCUACAGCAUCUGGAGGGCUACAGGUUCCCCGACAUUGUGGAACAGACAUUUAUAGAAUAGCCUUCUUGGCUAAGCUCCUUCAACAUGUCUGCUGAUUCGUAUGGUUCCAUUACAUGAACUAAGCUUGGACAUCUCUCCCAUAGCUUUGCUGUUAUGCUACUCACAUUGCGGACUGGGGGAGGUUGUCAUGACUGCAGAGAUUUUUAAAAUUAUUAUCAUCAACCGGAUUCAUUCUGCCUUCCUAGAGUGUGGGAUAUAAAUAUGAAGGAAUAAAGCUACAUGCUGAAUGAGUAGUAUGAACCCCAUGCUACAUGAAUAGUCCA
Podarcis lilfordi (Lilford's wall lizard) is the source of this 27155-nucleotide messenger RNA. The record is from the annotation of a GenBank genome assembly. Lineage: Eukaryota; Metazoa; Chordata; Lepidosauria; Squamata; Lacertidae.